Molecule: messenger RNA, 651 nt
Organism: Anisakis simplex (herring worm)
Lineage: Eukaryota; Metazoa; Nematoda; Chromadorea; Rhabditida; Anisakidae
Source: the annotation of a GenBank genome assembly
UAUCGUCAAUAUCUCGUGAUGGUUCGUGCAUGGUUAAUGUGCUCACCUGUGAUCAACCAAUCUGCACCAUGCAGUCGUGAUCCUUCAGUUGAUUUGUCGACAGACAAACUUCAUCAACUUGGCAUUUUAACACAAUAUGUUAGUUACGCGAUUCCGAAAGCUAUUAAUUUAUUCGUUAUGAGUUGCAUUGGGUUCAGCAGAAAAAUAUGUAUGCAACUGAUUAGAGUGCCAGUGGUCGAUAAAAAUGGGCUUUUGGACAAAAUAUGCAAAGAACGAGGGUAUACAGUCCGUGAUAAAUUAGUAGUGAGCCGAGAUGUAACGCCUGAUUAUGAUACCGAGAUAAAGAAACUGUUCGAAGAACAUAUGCAUAUCGAUGAAGAGGCUCGAUAUAUUGUUGAUGGAUCUGGUUAUUUUGAUGUUCGAAAUGAAAACGAUGCAUGGGUAAGGAUAGCGGUUGAACCAGGCGACGUGAUGAUUUUACCGUCCGGUAUAUUUCAUCGAUUCACACCCGACCAUCGUGAUUAUUUUCAUGCAUUACGGCUUUUCAAAGAGAAUCACGACCGGAUUCCACACAAUCGCACUGAACUGGCAAAACUUAUCAAUGCCCGUGAAGGAUACAUCAAAGAGUAUGUGGAGAAGCACCGUGCGUAA